ACGUUUGUAUAUCCACUCCGAUCGCAUAGAAGCCGUAAACAUGAUGCUGCGACAAUUUUUCUUUCUUGUUAUUUCGAGCACCUUUUCCUUGGGAUAUAAAAGUUUCCAGAAUAGGUUACCGAAUGGUGAUUCGGUACCCCACCCUUGUAAACCUAAUUUCUUGUGGCAGGGUGUAGGACAUGAAAACGAACUUGGUGGUGGAUCCAGAAAUGCUUUCGGGAAGGAUUUCACUGCAGCUGGAAUGAAAUGGAAUAAAGAACUUUGUAUGAAAGAUUCAGAUGGAGACGGGAGAACAAACGGGCAGGAACUGGGUGAUCCCAACUGUAUCUGGGAGGAAAAUUCAAUUCCUGAGACAGACCAGGGAAUUUCACAUCCAGGGGUGUGCGAGCCUUACGAUAGCGAGUUAUGUCGUCCCAAAAACACCAAGCUGAACUGUGAGUUGGAGAGUUUCAAGUGUGAUGCCAUAAAGAGUUCAGAUGUGAAAAAUAUCACUAUCAGACUUCCGAAAACAUCGGUUCCUGAUGCAGAGACGAACUAUUUUUGUAUGACCUUUGACCUUCCGACAGAUGGCGACUACCACAUCAUUGCAACGACUCCAGUCAUUGACAACGCGAACAUAAUGCACCACAUACUGCUUUAUGGUUGUGAUGCAGAUAAACAAGCAAUGUUCACUGAACCACAGCCAUGUCAGAUGGGUUCAUCGAGCUGCACCACAUUGUUUGGGACAUGGGGUGUUGGAGCUCCUGGACAAUGCAUUUACAAGGACGCAGGAUUUCGAAUAGGAGCAAAAGGAAUCAAAAGAGUCAUGAUGCAGAUGCAUUGGAACAAUCCUGAACUACGAGCAGACUACACAGAUAGCUCAGGAAUGACUUUGUACUAUACCCCCAAUCUCCGCCCUAAUGAUGCUGUCAUAUUAAUGGUGGGACAAGUUCAUCUUGAGAUACCCCCAGGGAGUAAACGCUACACAGCAUCCUCAGUGUGCGACAAAGAGGACACACAAGAGAUGUUGACGGGGCCGAUCAACAUCGUACGGGGAUUAAAUCAUAUGCAUUACCUAGGUCGUGAACAAUACAUAGAACUUUUCCGUGAUGGAGUAAAGAUCCAUUCCAUCACAAACGAAUCAACGUACAGCUACGACAGACCAACAUUUCAUCCCUUACCCGAACCCCUAAAGGUUCAACCAGGUGAUGAAAUAAAAACUACAUGUGUAUUCAAGGCCACGAACAAGAAAAAGACCACGUUCGUGGGUCGUGGGACAAACGAAGAGAUGUGUUUCGGUUUCUUGGAAGUAUACCCCGCCAAAAACCUCCGUUCCAGAGCAUGCGUCAACUGGCGUAACCUUUCCAUGGCAAAGCUCAGUAAGAAAAACCCGUAUGGUUGUAACCUAGACGCUUUCUUCAACUUCACAGAGCCGCACUUUCUAAAGGUGGAGGAAAAUUGCCAACCAUUGUCCAAGUGUUUGAAAGAGUGCAAGGAAGUUGUCAAAGAAAUUAGGGAACAUCCAUGUAUGGAAGGAGAUAUGGAGGAAUACACCAGAGCCAAGGCGAGGGACAAAUUCGCAUGGUACAGCUAUGAUGCUCUUAAUUUUAUGUCUAGGAUUCAGUCAUGUGACAUGGAGUUUUUGAAAGAUGACCAACAGUUACUAUAUCAGAAGAUGGUCAGUGAGAACGGUAGUGGUGCAGGCAAGCUUCAGAUGAAACUCCUUAACCUCACUUCAUCGUUUUUAUUUGUUGCUUUUAUGUACAUGCAUUUGUGUUAGUUGUGUUUUAGUUGAGAUAUAAAAUUGAGUGAUAUUCGUGAAUGUUAAUGUUUAUAGAAUUAAUAUGUAGAUCUACAUGUAAAUUUUUGAAAAAUUCAUAAUUGGUAAUCAUAUUUAUAUCAAUAAAACAUUACUCACAAUGUUUUAGUUACGUACAUCACAUGUACAGUGUAUAUAACUAUGAAUUGCCAUAUUACCAGUAUAUAUGUAUUUCAUUUUUUAAUUUGUAAGGAUAUUUCACUUAAACCUGAUAUCAUUGAGAAGGCUAUGCCUCAUUCUAAAAUCUCUUAGCUACUACCUUGUCUAACAAUAUUCGUAUGUAUUGUUUUGAUUAUAUUUUACAACUUUACUAAUGCAAUAAAAGUACGAAACUUUG
Saccostrea echinata is the source of this 2135-nucleotide messenger RNA. Its product is annotated as DBH-like monooxygenase protein 2. The record is from RefSeq and is a predicted model, not a curated record. The transcript has 9 exons. NCBI's taxonomy places the organism in Eukaryota, Metazoa, Mollusca, Bivalvia, Ostreida, Ostreidae. The coding region runs from base 41 to 1759 and encodes 572 amino acids. Gene Ontology annotation, molecular function: dopamine beta-monooxygenase activity; copper ion binding.